CAUGUUAAAUUUUUUGUAAAUAUAAUAAAACAGGAUGACAUAUGUGUGUACUUCCGGAUUAAGAGGGACGUUGAGCUUCGUAAGAUGAUGCAUGCAUAUUCCGCAAAAGUUGGAGUAGAAAUGUCUACUCUAAGGUUCCUCUUCGAUGGAAAUAGGAUCAAACUCAAUCAAACUCCCAACGAGCUUGGGCUUGAGGAUGAAGACGAAAUCGAAGCAUUUGGUGAACAACUAGGAGGGUUCAGCUUCUUUCAUCACCAUUAAGAGUAUAUUAACGACAUUAAAAGCCGUUAGAACGGCUUACAA
Messenger RNA from Arabidopsis lyrata subsp. lyrata, 303 nucleotides. Its product is annotated as putative small ubiquitin-related modifier 8. The transcript is spliced from 2 exons. Gene Ontology annotation, molecular function: protein tag activity; ubiquitin-like protein ligase binding. The coding region runs from base 85 to 261 and encodes 58 amino acids. The record is from RefSeq and is a predicted model, not a curated record. Gene Ontology annotation, cellular component: nucleus. NCBI's taxonomy places the organism in Eukaryota, Viridiplantae, Streptophyta, Magnoliopsida, Brassicales, Brassicaceae. Gene Ontology annotation, biological process: protein sumoylation.